Molecule: messenger RNA, 1474 nt
Organism: Rhopalosiphum maidis (corn leaf aphid)
Lineage: Eukaryota; Metazoa; Arthropoda; Insecta; Hemiptera; Aphididae
Gene: TfIIS
Product: transcription elongation factor S-II
Exons: 1
Coding region: 239-1108 (289 amino acids)
Biological process (GO): transcription elongation by RNA polymerase II; DNA-templated transcription
Cellular component (GO): nucleus
Molecular function (GO): nucleic acid binding; zinc ion binding
Source: RefSeq, a predicted model, not a curated record
UUCUAUUUCAAGUUUCAUUCUUCAUUUUAAUAAUAAUUGUUUUGGAGGGUACACGCCGCCGCCGUGUUUGUUUAUAAUCUUAUAUUUCCUUUAGUUUGUAACGUGUGUCUAUAGUAUUACGUAUAAUACCCAUACUAUUUUUUAAGCACGCACGGUAUUAAAUCGACUUUUCAGACAUCGAAGUUUGGUAAGGUUACUUGUUAAUGAACAUUGUUUGAUUACCAAUUUCAUCUUCACAAUGUCGGUUGAAAAAGAUAUAAUUAAAAUUCAAAACAAACUACAAAACAUGUCUGAUGAAAAUGCUGACCAAAGCCAAGCCCUUGAUUUAUUGAAAGCUCUUAAAGAACUGCCGAUCACACUGGACAUACUUACCAAGACUCGAGUAGGAAUGACUGUCAAUUCAUUCCGAAAAAGCUGCAAAGAUGAAGAAGUAAUUACGUUUUCAAAAGCAUUGAUUAAAAAUUGGAAAAAAUUAUUAAGUGGUGACAAGUCUGUGCCUCAAGAACCAAAGAAAGAUAAAAAAGAGCGCAAGAAAUCAGAGGAAAGGGAGCAAAAAAUAGAUGCAAAGAAAGAUACGCCAAAACCAGUAGUAUUUCCAACACCAUCGACAACAGAUGCGAUUCGUCUUAAAUGUCGCGAUUUAUUAAUCACCGCAUUGAAAACUGAAGACGAUGAACUUGGAGGUUGUGCCUCGAUUGAAGAAUUGGCUGAUGAACUAGAAGAUGCUAUUUAUUCUGAAUUUAAAAACACUGAUGCUCGUUACAAAAACAGAGUAAGAAGUAGAUAUUCAAAUCUAAGAGAUGCUAAAAACCCACAACUAAGAAGCAAUUUCAUUGCUGGAGCUAUUACUCCUGCUCAAUUAGCUAAAAUGACUGCUGAAGAGAUGGCCAGUAACGAGAUGAAAACAUUGAGAAAUAGACUCAUCAAAGAAUCUAUAGAUGAUGCUCAAUUGGCGACUGUACAGGGAACUUCAACUGAUUUAUUGAAAUGUGGUAAAUGUAAGAAACGAAAUUGUACUUACAACCAAAUCCAGACAAGAAGUGCCGAUGAACCAAUGACAACCUUUGUUAUGUGCAAUGAAUGUGGUAACAGAUGGAAAUUUUGUUAGAUUAAUUAUAGAAAUAUUUAAUUUAGGUUUUGUUGGAGCACCUAAUAUGUAUAAUAAUUGUAUUUUUUCUUCAUUUUUUACUUUAAAAAAAAAAUUGAAGUUGAUAUGCCUACAAAUUCAUUAUUCACUAAUAGAACAUUUUUUAGUAUUUAAAGAAAACUCAUUUGUGAGAUCGGUUUUAUGUACCUAUGACUUAUAUUUAAUACAUAAAUAAAUUUAUAUUAUUGAGUGUGACUUUAAAAUUUUUAUAUUUUUAUAACUUAAGAAUACAAUAACCAUAAAUAUUUUUAGUCAAAAUUGGUUGAGUGUAUAAAAAGCUUUACACUGAUUAUAUAAUUAAUGCCUAUUCGUGGUAAAUUUUAAUAA